UAAACUGAUAGAAAAAUGGAUGAGGAUAUUUGUGAUAUGAGUGUGUUGCGAGGCGUUUAUACAGACAUGGACAAUCGUACUUUAACGAUCUCAUCUGGUGUCCCCGCGUUCCUUGCGAAGCUGUGGAAGCUCGUCGAGGACCAGCAGUCGAACCAUUUGAUAUCAUGGAGUCCCGACGAAACGAGCUUCAUUGUCCACGACCAAGUCACUUUCUCACGCGACAUAUUACCCAAGUAUUUCAAGCACAACAACUUUGCCAGCUUCGUACGACAACUGAAUAUGUAUGGCUUUCGCAAAGUGGUUGGUGCCGAACAGGGUGGUUUAAAAGCUGAGAAAGAUGACUGGCAAUUUCAGAAUGCCAACUUCAUCAGAAGCCAGCCACGACUGCUUGAACAUGUGAAACGAAAGUCAACACCUGACGACAAGAAAGUCAAGGGCGAGGAAUACAAUCGUGUUCUGACAGACAUUCAUCACAUCAAAGGAAAACAAGUGGAUAUGUCUUCGAAAUUGGACCAAGUAAAAAUGGAAAAUCAAACAUUGUACCAGGAAUUAGUUGACUUGAGACAAAAGCACGAAGAACAGGAACAAGUUGUCAACAAGCUGAUUCGAUUCCUGAUGAAACUCUUGUACUCAAAUAAUGGACUCACCAACAAAAGACCAUUGAUGUUGCAAGGACCAGAACAUAUCAACCCUAAAAGGCCAUGUCCUUCAGGGGUGAAUAUGGACAAUGCUGGGACGUCACAGCAACAACAACAGCAGCAGCAACAACAACAACCACAAGAUUCUUACAACAUGAGGUCGCCACCCAGACCAAGUGCUAUGCCUAUACCAGCUAAUAAUUACCCAGAAACAUCAGGCCCGGUAAUCACUGCAGUGGACGACCCAGAGGAGUAUGUUGGCAUCUCAAUAUCUGCUGUUCGGCCGAUUGUAAACGAGCCAGAAAAUCCAACCAGCAGCAGCACCGAAGAACCAUAUCAACCCCUACGCCAUCUGCCAAUCCAGAACCAAAACACAAGUCAUUACCCAGAAGACUACAAUAACAUACCAUCACAGCCAAGAAUAGUGCAACCCUCAGUGCAAACAUACAACCCUAACCCGGCUUCAACAAUGUGUAUCAUGCCAAGCCGGAAUACACCAACCACUGUGACAUCCUCCCAAGCCUCCAGUAUCAACAAGGAGCAAUUACAAAAUCAUGUCCAGUACAUCGAAGACAAUCUGUACUCGUUUCAAAACAUCCUUGCUGGUGGAAAUUACAGUGAUACGGGCAUGCUUGAUGACCUGUUAGAUUCCAUCGUGGACGGACGUAAUUCCCCGCCAAGCCAUCCCGACAGAGGUCGUGAUCCGUACCAGGCCUCCCAACAAGCAAGCGAGGUAUCAUCACCACCAUCGUCCUCGGCACAAGGGGGGCCCCGUUUCAACCAGCAGCAGAUUCCUGGAAAACACAUCAACUGGUCAGUCACGUCUAUGUUGCCAGAUCAAGACAGAUCUUCUUCAAGAAGAUAUUGAUGUCCCGUCAGUCCAAAAUUGUGUAGAAUAAAUUUUAUAUAUGAGUGUAUAUAUGAAAAUAUAUACAGGAUGGCCCCAUUUUUACCAAAGAUGGUUUUGAAUUCCCACGAAUUUGGUUGAUUUUUCCAAACCAUGUGCUCAGAUAACAUUUUUCAACUUCUUCUGUAUUUUCGUACCCAUAAAAAAGACGAUAUGAAUGAUAACCAGUCGCCAAGAAAACAAAGGAAAGUAAACUCAGUUUGUUUACUUGGAAAGCAUAUUGUAAACUAGUACAAUCAACAAAAAUGGCGACUGGUUACAGAUUAUGCCGUAUGCCUUUUAAGACAGAUAAAUACAUGUGCAUUCAGGCAUAUUUUUCACCUUAUUUCCAUUUCGUUUGUGAGCACGUCGUGCAAAGACCUAUGUCUAUGUUAAUCAUCUGUCUCUGGUAUAAAUCGGGCCGACUUUGUAUAUAUUGUAUAUAUAGAGAAAGAUUAAUUCAUAUAUAAAACUAUCCGCGCUCUUAGCAAGAGUAUAGAAUAUUAAGAACGUCGUGAUUCAUCGCCGAUGAACACCCCUGGGUUUGCUGACGAACACACCGGGGCAGCAUUAAAUCGAGGCGGACGAUGGUAAGGAGGUGUUGUAGAUCAUCAGACUGGCGUGGAAUGAUAGUCCAGGGAAUUACUCAGGGGCCGUAGAAGCGAUGUGUGGAUGUCUUAGAUGUGUCAAGUUGAUCCCAAACUCGAUUUCUCGUUUCUGUAGUGGUUGUGCUCGAAAGUGAUAUAGUUUUUCUUCGUUUUUUAAUGGGCUUAAAACGAAGCUUGUAUCGAGGCUUGUAUUUUACAAGGAAUCAAUAUGCAGUCACAGGUGCAGGCUACUUGUGAAUUAUUAUUAUAGAACACACAUUCUUCAAACAAUUGUAGCUCGUAGAUCAGUUAGAUAAAGACUAUAUAAAGAUCAUUGGAAAAUAAAAUGAAUGUAAAAUA
Molecule: messenger RNA, 2471 nt
Organism: Dendronephthya gigantea
Lineage: Eukaryota; Metazoa; Cnidaria; Anthozoa; Malacalcyonacea; Nephtheidae
Product: heat shock factor protein-like
Exons: 12
Coding region: 16-1506 (496 amino acids)
Biological process (GO): regulation of DNA-templated transcription
Molecular function (GO): DNA-binding transcription factor activity; sequence-specific DNA binding
Source: RefSeq, a predicted model, not a curated record